Messenger RNA from Hibiscus syriacus, 2848 nucleotides. RefSeq names its product urease-like. Gene Ontology annotation, cellular component: urease complex. The transcript is spliced from 19 exons. The record is from RefSeq and is a predicted model, not a curated record. Gene Ontology annotation, biological process: urea catabolic process. The coding region runs from base 183 to 2687 and encodes 834 amino acids. Gene Ontology annotation, molecular function: nickel cation binding; urease activity. Lineage: Eukaryota; Viridiplantae; Streptophyta; Magnoliopsida; Malvales; Malvaceae.
CAAAGUCCAAAGUAGUAAUAGAUGAAACCAACAGCUUCACAGUCUCUCCUAUGACAUCGCCAUCUGGUUCAGUGAGUAACUUUCAGCAUCUUUCAAAGGGUGUUUUGGUGGUGGAGAAAGCUAUUUGGCAUUGAAUUUGAAUGAAAGAAGUUGAAUAGAGUUUUAACAAAAAAAAAAGAAUUAUGAAAUUAACCCCAAGAGAAGUGGAGAAGCUUGCCCUUCAUAAUGCAGGGUUCCUUGCCCAGAAGCGCCUGGCUCGUGGGCUUAAGCUCAAUUAUACUGAAGCUAUUGCUCUCAUUGCCACUCAGAUUCUUGAGUUUGUUCGUAAUGGCGACAAGAGUGUGGCUGAAUUGAUGGACAUUGGCAAACAAAUUUUGGGAAGGAGCCAAGUUCGUUCGUCCGUUCCACAUUUAUUGGAUUCUGUACAGGUUGAAGGGACAUUUCCUGAUGGGACAAAAUUAAUCACUAUUCAUGAUCCGAUCGCUAGUGAAAAUGGAGACUUGCAGCUUGCAUUAUAUGGUUCUUUUCUACCUGUGCCUUCCUGUAUGAAACCUGAAAUGGAAGAUAAAACGGUUCCUGGUAAUGUGAUCCCCAAAGAUGGGAUGAUUACACUUAAUGAUGGCAGGAAAGCAGUAAGCCUCAAAGUCCAUAACGCUGGAGACAGGCCAAUUCAGGUAGGAAGCCAUUAUCACUUUAUCGAGGUAAACCCUGUCAUGGUUUUUGAUCGAAGGAAAGCAUAUGGAAUGCGGCUAAAUAUACCUGCAGGAACAGCUACAAGAUUUGAGCCUGGAGAAAUUAAAACCGUUCUGCUAGUCAGCAUUGGUGGUAACCGAGUGAUCAGAGGAGGAAACGGAAUUGUUGAUGGCCCUGUUGACAUUGCCAAUAUAGAAACAGUGAUGGAAACUGUAAGGAGUGAAGGCUAUAUGAAUAUGGAAGAAACAGAUGCUAGAGAAGGCCAGACUGGACAAGAUCCUGAUUUUACCAAAACGAUUUCUUCCGAGGAUUAUUCUAACAAGUAUGGCCCUACUACUGGUGAUAUGAUCCGACUCGGUGAUACGAAUUUGUAUGCUGAAAUAGAACAAGAUUUUGCUGUAUAUGGUGAUGAAUGUGUAUUCGGUGGUGGAAAAGUUAUAAGAGAUGGAAUGGGACAAUCUUCUGGGCAUCCACCAGAUAAAUCUUUAGACACUGUUAUAACAAAUGCUGUGAUUAUUGAUUACACUGGUAUAUUCAAGGCAGAUAUUGGUAUUAAAAAUGGCAUAAUUGUUGGACUUGGGAAAGCGGGCAAUCCGGAUACCAUGGAUGGUGUAUCACCUAACUUGAUCAUUGGUGUUAACACCGAGGUUAUUGCUGGAGAAGGAUCAAUCAUAACUGCAGGGGCUAUCGACUGUCAUGUACACUUCAUUUGCCCUCAGUUAGUUCAUGAAGCUAUUUCAAGUGGCAUCACAACAUUAAUCGGAGGUGGGACUGGACCAGCCGACGGAACACGAGCAACUACUUGUACACCGGCACCGGCGCAAAUGAAAAUGAUGCUGCAGUCUACUGAUGACUUUCCUUUAAAUUUUGGGUUCACAGGGAAGGGAAAUGGUUCGAAACCCGAAGAACUGCAUGAUAUAAUCAAAGCUGGAGCAAUGGGAUUGAAGCUGCAUGAAGAUUGGGGAACUACGCCUGCUGCAAUAGACAAUUGUUUGGCUGUUGCAGAACAACAUGAUAUCCAAGUUAAUAUUCAUACUGACACCUUGAAUGAAUCUGGAUUUGUCGAGCACACAAUUGCUGCAUUUAAAGGAAGAACUAUUCAUGCUUAUCACAGUGAAGGUGCCGGUGGUGGUCAUGCUCCAGAUAUCAUCAAAGUAUGUGGCGUUAAAAACGUCCUCCCCUCAUCAACAAACCCGACACGCCCUUAUACUUCCAAUACCAUAGAUGAACAUCUUGACAUGCUGAUGGUUUGCCAUCACCUCAACAAGGAUAUUCCUGAAGAUGUAGCGUUUGCGGAAUCAAGGAUUAGGGCCGAAACCAUUGCCGCCGAAGACAUAUUGCACGACAUGGGGGCAAUCAGCAUUAUAUCUUCCGAUUCACAGGCUAUGGGUCGUAUCGGCGAGGUGAUAUGCAGAACUUGGCAAACUGCGCACAAGAUGAGAGCAGAAAGGGAUUGGUUUGAUCCCUCAGGCCCUUCCAAUCUCAGAAUCAAACGGUAUAUUGCCAAAUACACCAUAAAUCCAGCCAUUGCUAAUGGUAUUGCAAAAUUUGUUGGUUCCGUGGAGGUGGACAAAUUGGCUGAUCUUGUUUUAUGGAAACCAGCCUUUUUUGGGGCAAAACCCGAAAUGGUAAUCAAAGGCGGUGUUAUUGUUUGGUCUAACAUGGGAGAUGCUAAUGCAAGCAUCCCAACACCUGAACCGGUGUUGUCAAGGCCAAUGUUUGGAGCUUUCGGAAAGGCCGCAAGUGCUAACUCCAUUGCUUUCGUCAGCAAAGCUGCUUUAGGUAGCGGAACUAUAGAGUCGUACGGACUGAAGAAGAGAGUAGAAGCUGUAAGCAACGUCAUAGGUCUAACCAAGCUUGACAUGAAGCUAAAUGAUGCUCUCCCACAGAUCGAUGUAGAUCCUGAAACAUACGUUGUGAGAGCCGAUGGCGAGGUUCUCACUUGUGAUCCGGCGACCAGUGUUCCGUUGUCUCGGAAUUAUUUCCUCUUCUAGCGCCUCCAUCGAUAAAGCUUCAGAACUUGCGCCAUGUAUGUCAACUUUCCUUGUUUUCUGAAACAACAAUAAGGCAUCAUAAGACUUGGAAAUGGUAUGAUCGUUCAAAGAGAUACAACUUUAAACAAACAAUUUAUCAGACGGACAGCAAAUAAAGCAAG